UUUAGGGCUCCUCGGAGAUUUUAGGGCUCUGCAGUAGCGGGAAUGGCAUCAGUGUAUCCAUCCGGGCGAGCGCCACCAGCGAGGAGCUCACAGCCGCCGCCCCCGCCUCCUCCUCCUUACGGUAGUAGCAGUAGAUCGCAUUCGUCGCAGCAUCAGCCUCCUCCUCCCGGAUCGCAGCAAUAUCCACCAGGGCCUCCGCCCGGCGUGCCACCGUAUUCAUCAGGUACGAGCUCGGGCUAUGGCGGCCACUAUUCCGGAGGGGGAGGGCAUCACCAUCAGCCGCAGCGCCCCAGUCACCACGAUAGGCCGCCGGGCGGCGGCGGCGGCGGCGGCUAUGGAAAUUAUCCUCCUCCACCACCACCGCCGUCGUCCUCUUCCUAUCCGGCUCAAGCGCCAGGGAGGAAUCCCAGCUCCAAUUCUUCGAGUCAUCCCAAUUCGGGUGAUCACCAUCAACAGCACCAAUCUCACCCUGUGAAGAGGGAAACGGAGGAGGAGAGACGCGAAAGGAAGAAGAAGGAGUAUGAGAUGAGGAAGCAAAGGGACGCUAAGGCCUCGGCUCACCACUCUCAGCAGAAGCAGCGGAUAGAGAAGAAGCCAUCCGUUGUGCCGGACAAGGCUGAGAACCGGUUGAAGAGACCAUCCACCUUUCUUUGUAAGAUCAAAUUUAGGAAUGAGCUGCCGGAUCCUGUAUCACAACCAAAGUUGCUUCGCAUAUACAAUGAUAAAGACAGAUAUUCAAAGUAUUCUAUUACAUCAAUGGAGAAAACCUUCAAGCACAAGCUUUACGUGGAGCCAGACCUUGGUAUCCCAUUAGAUCUUCUCGACCUCAGUGUAUACAAUCCGCCAAAGACGAAGGCUCCUCUAGAUCCUGCAGACGCAGAGCUUCUCGUGGACGACGAAGUUGGAGUGAAGCAGAAGGCUGAACUAGCGAGGAGAAAAGAACGGCCUACUGACAAGGGCGUGGCCUGGCUGGUGAAAACUACAUACAUUUCUCCUGUCAGUAUGGAUCCUGCUAAGCAGUCGUUGACGGAAAAACAAGCCAAGGAGCUGAGAGAACAGAAGGAGGGCCGAAAAGGUCCAAUCAAUGACAGAGACCACCAAAUUCAAGCCAUUGAGGAAACUUUCAGGGUUUCUAAGAUGGAGCCUGUACAUCAAACCAAGCCCGAACUCAAACCUGUGGAAGUUUUACCUUUACUACCAGACUUCUCCAGGUGUGGCGACCAGUUUGUCCAUGUUGUUUUUGACACCGAGCCAACCGGGGACUCGGAGCUCUACAGCAAACUUGAUCGGAACACAAGGGACUACCUUGAAUCUCGAGCGGUUGUAAAGAGUUACUCGUUGCCCAAGGAAGACGGUAAGACGGAAAAGUUUCUGGGCUACAUGGUUCCAAAACUAGACGAGGUAUUCUUUAUUCAUUCAGUUAUAUUUCAAACCUGUGUGUUUUGUACUCAGGCGCAUGACGACGACGAUGAAAUUCCCUAUACCUGGAUAAGGGAGUAUCAAUGGGAUGUCCGUGGAGAGGAUGCUCGAAAUAACUACGUCUUCUGUUUUGGAAAAGAUGCUGUACAAUACUUGCCAAUCAGCUCCAAGCUCAUACUACACAAGAAGAAGGCUAGGGAGGGCCGCUCUAAAGACGACGUUGACAAUCAAUUUUUAGUUCCGUCGAGCGUUACAGUCCGUCGAAGAGACUUGACGGAGGAAGAAGAAGACCAACGAGAGUCCAUGCGAAGAAUCUUCAUGGAUGGCCGCCUAACUGAGACAGCGAUAGAGGAAGAAGCUCCAACGACAAAGAGCAACAAGAGACCCAUGGAAAUCGAGAGACACUCCACGAAACGAAGACGGCCGUCUUACCAGGAGGAAACAAGAGAGGCUAGCGAAGACGAGGACGUCUCUAUUUAAGCGUGCUUUUGGAUUUGGACAAGGAAAGCAAACCAAGCUCUGCCAGCGGCGCUUACCAGGUACACAGAGACGCGCUACAGCCAUACAGCAAAGAGAGAGGGGGAGUUCUUUGCUUUUGGUUUUUAAAUUCUUUCUCGUGACGCGAAGUCAAUCGCGCUACUGACCCGCGAAUCGGCAGCAAGGCAGAGCUCUCGGCUGGCAGAGAACAUCACAGAAUCGCGAAGAUGGUGAACGAAGAAAAGAAGCGACGAUGACUUCAGUGGUUCUCGUUCACGAGAAGACAAGAUAGAAAGAAGAAAGGAAGGGUUGGCUUGAGUGUACAUUAUGGCAGUUAGUACUGACUGACAAAAUGCCAUGGCAAUAAAGUUCCAGAUUGCAAUUGAAA
This is a messenger RNA of Selaginella moellendorffii, 2284 nucleotides long. Its product is annotated as protein PAF1 homolog. Gene Ontology annotation, cellular component: Cdc73/Paf1 complex. Gene Ontology annotation, molecular function: chromatin binding; RNA polymerase II complex binding. The record is from RefSeq and is a predicted model, not a curated record. The transcript is spliced from 11 exons. Gene Ontology annotation, biological process: transcription elongation by RNA polymerase II. Bases 43 to 1899 code for a protein of 618 amino acids. Lineage: Eukaryota; Viridiplantae; Streptophyta; Lycopodiopsida; Selaginellales; Selaginellaceae.